AUGGCAAGCUUCGAACCGAGCAGAAGUGCCGUCGUGUCCGGAUGGUUCAGUGUACGAUACACGUAUUGGGUGGUCCUCGGCACCUCGGGCAACCGUGGUGAUUGGCGUCAACCGACGUAUUUUACCAUCGCCCCCAAUGCUGGCAGCGAUGAUCGUGCCGAUCCAAAACCAUGCGGUGGGAAGAGCUCGCAUCAUUCCCUGCAACUCGCAGACCCCAUCCAAGUCAUCAUGAUCCAGGGGAAAACACCACAAUACACUCCGUACCGAGCAAGGUACAAGCUCCACGAGGGGCUCCACUAG
Molecule: messenger RNA, 300 nt
Organism: Penicillium alfredii
Lineage: Eukaryota; Fungi; Ascomycota; Eurotiomycetes; Eurotiales; Aspergillaceae
Exons: 2
Coding region: 1-300 (99 amino acids)
Source: RefSeq, a predicted model, not a curated record